GGACAACCCAAGUCUUGGUAUUGCAUUCCUCCAGAACACGGCAAACGACUCGAACGCUUGGCUAAUGGAUUCUUCCCCAGCAGUUACAAACAGUGUCCAGCAUUUCUUCGCCACAAAAUGACACUAAUAUCACCGCAAGUGCUGAAGAAGUAUUCGAUUCCAUUCAAUAAGAUUACACAAGAAGAGGGAGAGUUUAUGAUAACGUUUCCGUAUUCAUACCACGCGGGCUAUAAUCAUGGCUACAAUUGUGCCGAAUCGACCAAUUUUGCACUUCCGCGUUGGGUUGAGUUCGGCAAACGCGCCGUCAGAUGUCUCUGCCGUUCGGAUUCCGUUCAGAUAAAUAUGGAAGCGUUUGUCAAGAAGUUUCAGUCCGACAGAUAUGAACUGUGGCUUCAGGGGAAGGACAUCGGACCCGAUCCUAAAGACACGAGUCAUGUGUGCGCCGCUCCCGCGCCCUCCACUUAUGAAAGGGAUAUUAUGUCCAAAUUUAAAAAACACAAACGACAUCCACCGCACAAAAAGGACUUCUCGUCUGAUACUGAAGAGUAUAAUAGCGACGAUUGCGAAGACGACUGUCCGCAACAGUGGACGCCUCCCACAAAAGCUGCCCGAAAAAUGUUUGAAACGACCGAAGAAAGCGUUGAAAUGAAUUCUGUAAUAUCGGCGCCGAGUAUUUCAUCGAUGAGUGCGGACGCCAUCUCUUCUAUGCCUAAACCGCCGACUAUUUCCGAAACCAUUCAUCGAUUGCAUCAAAAUCUCAACUCUUCUGCCGAUAAAAAUAAAGAUAAGAAACGGAAG
This is a messenger RNA of Medioppia subpectinata, 798 nucleotides long. Lineage: Eukaryota; Metazoa; Arthropoda; Arachnida; Sarcoptiformes; Oppiidae. The record is from the annotation of a GenBank genome assembly.